AUGGCCGCGCUUGAGUCUUUGAACUUUGAUGUUGAAACGGCCAUUCACUACAUUCAUUGCGUGAUUUCCGAUGUCCCGUUGGAUCUGGCGGUGUCCGAGUUGGCGCCAAUGGUGGUGCCAAGACCGGAGAGCGACACGGUGAAGGAGCUGGAGGCCGUCGGGUGUCGCAUUGUCCCACAUCAACUUCAAAUAUUCAAGGAGCGACUUGAAAGAAAGUUUGGCUUUGUUACUUUUUUCAUCCACGAGACGUCGCGAGCCGCAAGUGAUGAAGUGGUGCAUAAACUGGCACUCAAGUGGAUCCGUGGGGACCUCACGGCCCAACUGGGGUCUGUCAAGGCGUGCGUUAAGUUGGGACAGCCACCUGAGUGCUACUCGUCGGUUCCGUUUCUGCGGGCACUGCAUGAACAGUGCCCGUUUUUAGAUGCCAACAAGGUCAGAGAUGUAAAGAAGAUGGAGGCUUUUUUACUGAAAAACGUCGACUUUACUUCUGAGGGGUUGAAUUCGGACAAAAACAACAGGAAUAAGCUAAUCGAGCCUGAAGGUAAAAGUAAUGCGGAUGACGCAUGGAAAGUUGUUGGCUCGUUCCGGAUUUCUUCCCUUGCGUGGAGCGAGUUGUUGUGGCUUGCCCGUGAACAUAGGGGCCUGCCUCCUGUUGUGGCUUCCAAAGGGACGAUUGACGCCUCAAGGUGCGACAAGGAAGCACUGCGUACUUUUUUGGAAGGGGCGCUUCUUCCGCUCAUAAUAGUUGUUGCAUAG
Trypanosoma conorhini is the source of this 756-nucleotide messenger RNA. RefSeq lists its product as uncharacterized. The record is from RefSeq and is a predicted model, not a curated record. The coding region runs from base 1 to 756 and encodes 251 amino acids. NCBI's taxonomy places the organism in Eukaryota, Euglenozoa, Kinetoplastea, Trypanosomatida, Trypanosomatidae. The transcript has a single exon.